Schizosaccharomyces osmophilus is the source of this 1713-nucleotide messenger RNA. RefSeq names its product cell wall alpha-amylase-like protein Aah3 (gene aah3). Lineage: Eukaryota; Fungi; Ascomycota; Schizosaccharomycetes; Schizosaccharomycetales; Schizosaccharomycetaceae. Gene Ontology annotation, biological process: carbohydrate catabolic process. The transcript has a single exon. Gene Ontology annotation, molecular function: alpha-amylase activity; calcium ion binding. The coding region runs from base 1 to 1713 and encodes 570 amino acids. The record is from RefSeq and is a predicted model, not a curated record.
AUGUUCAAUCUAUCAUCCCUUUUGAUUUCCUUCUUUCUUGUUACACUCUUUGGAUAUACCUCGGCGCAUAGUGCUGAUGAAUGGCGAACCCGAAUUAUCUAUCAAAUUGUAACGGAUCGUUUUGCUAAAGACGAUGGAAGCACCGAUCAGCCUUGCAAUCCAGCUUCUAACAGCUACUGUGGUGGUACAUGGAAAGGUAUUGAAAAAAAAUUAAACUAUAUCGAAGAUCUUGGUUUUACAGCCAUUUGGAUUUCACCUGUUGAUGAGAAUAUUGAGGGUGAUCCCGAUAACGCUGGUGAGGCCUACCACGGUUAUUGGAACACGAAUUACGAAAAACUCAAUAAGCAUUUCGGUACCGAAGAUGAUCUCGUCAACUUAAUUAACGCUGCUCAUAAGGCUGGCAUAUGGGUUAUGCUUGAUACCGUUGUUAACUCUAUGGCAUUGGUUGGUCCUUACGACCAAAUUGAUUAUUCCAAAGUCUCUCCUUUUAACGGCCCACAAUAUUUUCAUCCUUAUUGUAUCAUUGACUGGAACAAAAACAAUAGGACAAAUAUUCAAGACUGCUGGCAAAAUUCUGGUGUACUUCUUGCUGACUUGAAUGUGGAAAGCUCCUCUGUUAAAUCUUACCUCAAUAAACAUAUUAAACAAGCCGUGAAUCAUUUGGGAUAUGACGGUCUUCGUAUAGAUGCUGUGAAGAUGAUGAACGAAACAUUUUUUCCAGAGUUUGUCGAUUCUGCCGGUGUAUUCGCUAUCGGUGAGGUUUUCGAUUACGAUCCAAAUGUCAUGUGUGAUUACAUGAAUUACCAUUUGGGUGUAACCAACUAUGUUGUUCGUUUGGGUUUUAACUUUAGUUUUAUGGCUCAUGACCAAUUUGCCCCGACAGCGGGUUUCAAAACACUUCAAGAUCAAAUGAAAUUGGUUACCACUGGUAAUUGCUCAAAGGCUGAUCUUGGGGGUAUGCUUAUUUUUUUGGAUAACCACGAUUUGCCCCGUUAUGCUUCUUAUACUGAUGAUCAAGCAAUUAUCUUGUCCGCGUACAGUUUUGCUCUUCUGUGGGACGGUAUUCCUUCUGUUUAUUAUGGGCAAGAACAAGGUUUUUAUGGUGGAACAGAUCCUGCCAAUCGUGAAGCUCUUUGGUCUUCUGGUUAUGAUCAAACUAAUCCUUACUAUACUAUGAUUAAAACUAUAGUCAAUUUCCGAAAACACGUUAUGGAACAAGAUACCAAAUUUACUCAUGAUACUUAUGACAUUGUGGACGUUGAUGUGAAUCAUGUGGCAGCUAAAAAGCGCGAUGUUUUCCUUCUAUAUAACAACCUUGGCAUCAAAGAUAAUGGAACUGUUUACAAAGUUCCUACUCAGUACAACGAAAAUGAGGUUGUUUCCGAUGUAUUUGGACAUCGAACUUUAACUGUUGGACAUGGAGGUAAUAUUACCGCUACACUAACUCAUGGAUAUCCAAUGGUUUUGUACCCUCAUACAAAAUUGUCUGACUUUACAAUGCCUACAAUUAAUCAAACUGUCAUGCCCAGUACUGCUCGUGAAAAAACUACUACCGUCUACACUUCAUUUUAUUCUCCUACUUAUUCUACUCGCUCUUUUGCUGGUUCUCAUAGUCUCAUUACAAUGUCCUCUUCUCAUCGGGCUAUUCCCUCAUUUGAGACAUUAUUUUUCGCUUUUGUCUUUACCACUUUGGCUUUCAUAUUCUUUUGUUAA